This is a messenger RNA of Verruconis gallopava, 2092 nucleotides long. RefSeq lists its product as uncharacterized. Lineage: Eukaryota; Fungi; Ascomycota; Dothideomycetes; Venturiales; Sympoventuriaceae. Bases 456 to 1868 code for a protein of 470 amino acids. The record is from RefSeq and is a predicted model, not a curated record. The transcript is spliced from 4 exons.
CUGUGAUCGCAGCCUCCUUGAAACACGCGCCCACUGGCCACCUCCAAACAUCUUGAAUCCCCAUCGUCAGUUCGCUCAACCAAUUGCGCUGUCGCGAACACGCGCCUCAGCCCCCGUCAAAAUGUUCUCCUACCACUGCGACCUGCAGAUGCGUACGCAACGGAACGGGAUCCCGGGCGUCGGGUGAACACCAUGGCCCAGACUUUCCAACGGCUCUUAAGCGCCACGGGAACGCCCAGCCUUGUGUCGCCGAUCGUUUAAAGGAGGUGGCCUGUGAACUGUGCCCCAGGUCGUGCCGUGGAGGUACAAUCUCUGGAUUUCUUGUCCGUCAUUUCUCGUCGUUUGUCUUUUUGGAUGCUUUGACUUAGAGCGACACCUAAUCGUUUCUGUCACUAUUGCUUGACGCAACUUCUUUACAGCGAAGACGUACGGACCGUCCUCGAGCACCAAAAAAAAUGCGCCGCUUCUGGAAGUCUUUGGCGUUGGCUGCCGCUUCUUUUUCUCAUAUCGCAUCCGCAGACCCAGAACCUUCAGCUGAACUAGUAGAACGGCAGACCACGAGCAGCAGCAAUUCGUCAACCUGGGUUUACCAGGGCGAUGUAGGUGGGGGGAACUUCACUUUCACGAUUACUGUCAACCCGCAGAACGAUGACCUCUGGUUCCGCAUGGCGGCUCCAUCUGUCUAUUCAUGGAUUGGGGUCGGAGUAGGCAGUCAGAUGAAGGACGCGAAGGUCUACUUCAUGGCAUAUCAAGGAUCAAGCUCCGACAAGUUGACCAUAUCAGCUCGGGGUCCUUGCAAUAAAUGCGAGCCCGGUUACCUUGAGGGAUUUGGUCUUAACGCAGCCACACCACCAGCAGGCGAUCCAGCGCCGUUUGGCAUAAGUAAUAGCACCUACUACUUCUCCGGAUAUGUCGCCAAUGGAACCCGGCGUGCGGGCAUCGACCCUACGAGCACCAACCAGCCGUUCAUUUGGGCCGUUGGCCCAGUCUACUACGCUCCCGAUAGUGACAAGCCCAACGCACCGUUGAGAGAGCAUUCUCUUUACGGAACCUUCCAGCUCGACAUGACCAAGGCACACGGCACCAAGCUUCCCGCAUUGGGAAUCAAGGAGAAUGGUGUAACGUUUCAGGGCACAGCAAGUAGAGACCACGACUUUGGCAGUCCAGCGCAUGCUGCGCUCAUGGGGUUUGCCUUCGUCUUCAUCCUACCACUGGGUAUCCUCGCCCUGCGCAUUCUCAACCGCGUCAAGCUUCAUAUGAUAAUCCAGGGUAUUGGCCUUGUUUUCGUGACUGUCGCCUGGCUAGACGGUUUCUACAUUUCGAAGAAAUAUCAACGUUCGAUGCACUUCAACUCUCCUCACCAAGUCAUUGGCAUUCUCGUCUACCUUCUGCUUCUUGCACAGUGGAUCACGGGCUUCUUGCACCAUCGCAAGUACGUCAAGACGCAGCAGCCUACUGUCUUAAUUAAGCCGCAUAAAUACGGUCUAGGAGCCGUUGUGCUCGGCCUCGGCAUCGUUAAUAUGGCGAUAGGCUUUCCCUUCGCCAACGCCGGCAACUACAACACCUUUUACGUACCCAUUGUUAUUGGCAUGAUCAUCGUCAUGAUCAUCGGCAUCAGCCUCAAGAGGUUCAUGAGUGGCAAGCGCAGCAAGAGUAGUGUGCCUUGGGGGGGCCCAACCGGCAGCGCGGUACCACAGACACAAGCACAAUACGGUGCUCCUAUUCAGCCGCCGCAGGCCUAUGCUGGGGUGAACCAAGGAGGCUACUCAGGUCUUCAGUAUGGGCAGCGGAACGAGGUUGAAUUGGGCCAGAUGGGACCACCCCCGGCGUAUAAUGGUGAGGCGACGAAGCCGAGAGAAUUGGUCUGAAGUUUUUUUUUCUUGAUGUUGGUGAUAUGCGUAGGGAUUGCAUCUAACGGUGUUAAUUGUAAAGGCUAACGUGACGGCGGUUGCUUUGUAAAUGCAUAUUGAAUCGAAGCCCAGAUAAGAGAUCAUGGGACAUGUCUUAAAAUUUCAGUAACGACUGUAGACUUAUGUUCAGACUGACACUAUAGUCUGGAAAAGCCACCAAAAUGGCGAAAAAAAUAUGUGUA